Messenger RNA from Daldinia loculata, 2678 nucleotides. Its product is annotated as ABC1-domain-containing protein. The record is from RefSeq and is a predicted model, not a curated record. The transcript is spliced from 5 exons. Lineage: Eukaryota; Fungi; Ascomycota; Sordariomycetes; Xylariales; Hypoxylaceae. Bases 377 to 2416 code for a protein of 679 amino acids.
ACUUAUUUUAAGGUAUAUCACAGCUUUUUCCCGAAGUUACUUACCAAAUCCUUAUUUCAACUGUGCCUGGGUAUCUAAUAUAUGUACAUUCGGGCUUAAUUUCGCUUUUCUGUGGAUUAUUUCUUUAUUGUAUCGACGGGAACCGGACUGGGCAUCGGCCUAUUCGGUGCCGUCGGAGAUAAGAUUUCUGAGAUAAGGAUAAUAUAUCUAUCGUCAUUGAUCUUGGCUUACGGAAUCCGUGCAGCCUAGGGUCGGGAACUACCUUUUUUUCUUACCCGUAGCAAAACAACUAUCUUGGAGGAGUCCAACUACAUGUACUGCACGAGGUUGGAAGCUUGUCUUCCGCCUCUGAACUUUGCUACGUGCCGUAGCUAAUAUGUUCCGCAACGGAGUAGCGAAGCUCUACACCUGCCAAAUCAUCCCGAAACAGAGAAUCAAGGCUUACAAUGUAGCUCACGCGACCCCAACUCUAGUCGGUCGACGUCUUCCGAAUCAUGCGCGGAGUUUACAUCAAACUCGCUCGAUACAAACGUACUCCUCCUUCGAGCCCCUACGUCCUCCUUCACCCUCGUCGUUAGGCAAGCCGCAAGCGGCGCGAGACUUCAAGCGGAGUCGGAAAUGGGGCCGGCGGCUGCUGAUAUUCUCUGCUAUAACUGGUACCAUUUAUGUUAUCGAUAACAAGGCGUUCGCCGCGGGCAUCAGACGGUCCCUGUUGACCUUCGGCACGGGUCUCUGGGUCGCCCUCGACUACAAGAUCAACUUCCGCGCCGAGCCGCUUACUGGCGGCACGAUCGAGGAUCUGCACUUACGUAGCGCCGAGAAGCUGUUUAACCUGCUGCGCGCCAAUGGCGGUCUCUACCUUAAGAUCGGCCAAGCCAUUGCUAUGCAGAGCGCCGUCAUGCCGCCCGAGUUCCAGAAGAUGUUUUCAAGGAUGUUCGACGAUGCCCCGCAGGACGAGUGGAAAGAUGUCGAGAAGGUUAUUCGGAAGGACUUUGGCGGAAAGAGUGUCGAGGAGGUCUUCGGCGUUAGUUUCACCGGUGAAGAGGGUAAAGGUCUGAUGGAGCGUAGGGCGAGAGCCAGUGCAAGUGUCGCACAGGUACAUUGGGCCAGACUUCCGGAUGGAAGGGAAGUUGCAAUUAAGCUUCAGAAGCCCGAGAUUGCCAAGCAAGUGGGAUGGGAUCUCUGGGCCUUUAAAGUCGUGAUGCGGAUUUACACAUGGUGGUUUGACCUCCCUCUCUACAGCUUAGUUCCGUAUAUCACCGAACGGCUAAUGCUUGAGACGGAUUUUGAAGAAGAAGCCAAGAAUUCGGAGAUUAUGCGAAGUCUCGUCAACUCGGAACCCAGUCUCAAAGGCAGGGUAUACAUCCCCCAAGUCUACUCAGAAUUCACGACAAGAAGAGUCCUAGUUACCGAGUGGAUCGAAGGCGUCCGUCUUUGGGAUAAAGAUGCGACGCGUGGUCGAUGGCUGGGAGGCUCUGGCGUUGGGUCUCCUGGCGUCCAUGGUGCUCAGUUGGAUUUCAGCCCGUCGGACAUGGCGGCUGCUCGGCAAGAACUACGAGUAAAUCCAAUGAAAGAAAAUCUAAAGCCCGAUCGAGAGACCUGGAAAGGACGGACAGGUAAGGGCGGACUCGGCUUAUCGAGUAAGGAAGUUAUGACUACUAUGGUGGAUCUUUUUUCGGCUCAGAUAUUCAAAUGGGGCGUUGUACACUGCGAUCCGCAUCCCGGUAACAUUUUCAUAAGACGACUACCAUCAGGAAAGCCUGAAUUAGUUCUUAUCGAUCACGGGCUUUACGUUUACAUGACUCCCAAAUUCCGACACCAAUACGCACUUCUCUGGAAAUCGCUUUUAACUUUCGAUAAUAAGACAAUAGCCGAUGUCACAGCGCAAUGGGGUAUCAAGGCACCCGAUCUAUUUGCGAGCGCGACGCUUUUGCGCCCUUACGAAGGAGGCGAUCAAGCCACUCGGAAUAAGAUCAUGAAGCAGCUUGAGGGAAAGACGCCGUCGGAGAGACACUACGAGGCACAACGAAUGAUGAAGCAAGGCAUUCGCGAGGUACUAUCGGACGAGGAAAAGUGGCCUCAAGAGCUUGUCUUUAUCGGUCGGAAUAUGCGUAUCGUCCAGGGCAACAACCAAUUUAUGGGAUCUCCUGUCAAUCGUGUUAAGAUAAUGGGCAACUGGGCGAGCCGGAGCUUGUUCCAAGACCCGAAUCUACCUUUCAGGGAUCGCAUGUUCAACGCAUGGCGACAUCUUUUAUUUAAGACCAUCUUGUUCGCGACAGAUGUAGCAUUCUACACUUUUAAAGUCCGGCAAUGGUUAGGAUUGGGAGGCGGUAUGGAAGAUGAAGUCGAGGCCAGGAUGAGGGAGAUGGCUAAAGAUUAUGGCGUCGAGCUGCAGCAUGAGGUUUUCGAGGGUUGAAGGUCUAAGUUUAGAUCUAGAGAUCUAGAGUUGAGGGUUACCUCGGAAAACAAGAAGACUCUGUAGAACCAUAAAACAUAGAUGGGGUUAGACGGCUGGCAUAUACAUAGAGCAGCACCAGGUCGACUUGUAUUAUAGGUGGAGACGAACCCCCCUUGAAAAACUACUUACACCUCUUGACUUCUUUUUUGGAGCGAUCUGCAGACGCUGUGUAAGAUACGAGGUGGAUAGUUUAUAUACUUGAUGCUGUUUCCCCGUUUGA